AUGCGCAGAAGUGACCUUCUAAACCAGUACCUGAAAGACAUUGAAGAUCAGAUUGAGACUGAGGAAGACCUAGCAGAAAAGAAAACCCUUGUUGAUAAAGUUUUGGACAGGUUAAUCAACAAGGUAAGAAUGCAACCACAUAUUAUUCAGUCCUCGAUAAAAUACCAACUUAAAGUAUUUCCUAGCCUUUUUCACAGCACAACCUCUUGAAUAAAUUUCUUAACAAGCUCUGUCACUUUAAACUCAGAUGAGUUACAAUUUAUUUUUUACAGAUUUUCAUGGAAAGUUACCCCUUAAGUAACAUUAUAACAUGCUCAUCAUUUGCCAUUUUCAAGAACACUGUGUUUACCUAAAGUGACUCUAUAUUCUUCAAAUAUUUAGAAAGUGCUUCAGUUUUCUAGAAGGUUCUAUGGAAUAUUUAGGGCUUUACUUAACUAUUAUUUUGAUUACAGAUCAAAAACAAAUUGCAAAUACUUGGUAUUACUUACAGUAUUUUUAUUCUAUCUUAAUAUCAGGGAUAUAUAAUGCUUCAGCUAUGAUCUACAACUAUUUUCUGCUUGAAAUAUCACAAAAUGUUGAAGUAUACUACAGCUUGGUUGUAGGAAUAAGGAAAUUACACUAUAUACUUUGUUUAAGCAUAAUUAGGUGUUUGUAUUUCAGUGCUGACAACUGUUUGUUUCUCCAGCCAGCUCCAGCUAGAAUAAACAAAUUUAAGUAGAUUAUAAAAAAGCGUGGAUAUUUUUGGAAUUAAUUGAAUACCUCAGAUCACGUAAAGGGAGGCGUGCCUAGUGCAUUUUGCACAGCCAAAGGCCUCAUUAAACUCAUUAUCGGAGUCCUCCAAGGCAGAAAAAAGACUGUCUAGAAAUGUUAAUUUAGUAGAAAUGGGAGGGAACAGACAGUGUCUUUUAUUCCAGCAUAAUUAAGAGCAUAAUACAUGUACCUCCCGCCAAGCAUUAUUAUAUUGAGCUUAAUGACUUUGUCUCAUGGGAUAAAGGCCAAAAGCGUAACAAUGUGUUUUUUUGGAUAAUCCAUCAGAACCUAGAAAGUGAGCACGAGACAUGACAAGCCUAAUAGGCAAAUCUACUUGUUCCAAAUUACAAGACAGGAUUUUUUUUCAAGUCCUUUUAAUACCCAACAGCAUCUUAUUCCGGAAAGACCAAAUUUGAGAAAGAAAAAUAUUGAAAAAUAUUACUACUGCAAAUUUAAAUCAAUAAACUACAGAAUUUUACCUAUAAAGUCAAAAGUAUAGACUGAGUUAAUUUUCUUUGUUCAUGAUUAAUGCAAGGGAAAGAAGGUUUAGGACAUGCAAUUUACAAUGGAUCGCUGAGAGAACAGUUUCAUCCUCUAAUAAUUACAACAAUGCUUCGCAUCAAAACCCAUAAACCAUGAGCAAGGUUGGGGAUACAACAAUAGAGUACUAAAGUGUGACGUCAUAAAAAUGAAAUUUUUGAAAUUAUGGGAUUUGUCACAAUAUUCUGAAAGAACAAUGUCCAAUAGGCCUACUUGCCAAAAUGAGCAUUUGGGGGCAUUAAUUGUCUCUGAGAUCGUAGCCCAGUUAUGCUUACAAAACUCCAUACAAACCCUUCUAAAUUUUUUUGGGGUCGACCCAAAAAAAAAUUAGAAGGGUUUGUAUGGAGUUUUCUGAGUAUAACUGGGCUGCGAUCUCAGAGACAAUUUGCCCCCAAAUGCUCAUUUUUGGCAAGGAGGCCUCUUGGACAUUGUUCUUUCAGAAUAUCGUGACAAAUCCCAUAAUUUCGGAAAUUUCAUUUUUAUGACGUCAUCACUUUAGUACUCUAUCCCAACAACAACAGUGGUACAAAUAGUGCUGCUCCAAAACUCAACACUGUGGCCUGAUAUGACCUGCGGCAUGCGGUCAAAACAUGGCGAUCAUUAACUAUGACUAUCUUGAGACAAACAGUAAACAAAACCCUUUAAUGCAUAAUCCAUUUCUUCAUUGCCUUUUUAGGACCAUGUUAUCUUGGCACUGAAAGAGUGGGGCGAGUCAGAAGAGGGAUACACACCAUCAGAGGAUGAGGACCCGUUUCUGGUUGUUCACCCAAACUUUGUCAUCGAUUGA
This is a messenger RNA of Porites evermanni, 2077 nucleotides long. The record is from the annotation of a GenBank genome assembly. Lineage: Eukaryota; Metazoa; Cnidaria; Anthozoa; Scleractinia; Poritidae.